GAUGAUUAAAACCUAUCUGACACUGUUGCUACUAGCAACCUCGGCCACGUGUCAAAAAAAGUCAGCGACUCUGGUAUCUGCGGAAGGAGAAGCGCCUGCAAUAAAAGUGAUAAAAACCACAGGCUCGUUACUCACUGCAAUUGAUGUGUCGAAAGCUGAUUUGGACUGGGAACAGGUCACAUCACAGCAAGAUGAGAAUAAGAGCAAUCGAGAAAUUCCAAAAGUAAUAAGCGAGGAGUACUUGGCUGAAAAAGUAGAACAACCACCAAGCCCUGAAGCUGAAGCUGAGUUUCAACGCGGAAUGGCUUAUAUUGAAAGAGGAAAAGGUCAUGGAAGAGAAGGAAGAGUUGCAGCUCAUAGAGUAUUUGAAAGAGCAGCCGCACAAGGUCAUCAAGAAGCCAGAAAAGCUGUAGCGUUCUCACAGAUGUUCGGAGAUUAUUCCCGUUGGUCCAUUCAGGAAGCCAAGACAGUUUUCGAAGAUCUCGAAAAAAACGGCUCACCAGAUGCUCAACUUGCAUUAGGAUUCAUGCAUGGAGCCGGAAUCGGAGUGGAAAAAUCGAAUCAAGCAAAAGCUCUUGUAUAUUAUAUGUUCUCCGCUCUCGGAGGAAAUCCUCUUGCCCAAAUGGCUAUGGGCUUCCGGUAUAGUCACGGAGUUGGAGUGCCACAAAACUGCGAAACUGCACUUUCAUAUUAUCAAAAAGUUGCAAAAACUGUAGUGGAUAAUGUUAAAUUCACAACUGGACAGACAAUUCAACGAUUGAGACUAACCGACGAAACAGAUCCAACAAUCCAUAUGCAACCAGGAAGUGCACCACUGGAGAGUAAUCUUCUUGAGUAUUACAAGAUGCUUGCCGACAAAGGAGAUACAUCCGCUCAAUUGGGACUCGGACAGAUUUAUUUAGCUGGUGGACGAGGGCUCAAUCAAAAUUUCGAACUCGCCUUCCGCUACUUGUUAGCUGCUGCUGAGUCAGGAAGUGCCGAUGCAUUGACAUAUCUCGGAAAAAUGUAUUUGGAUGGAACUCCGUUUACGCCAAAAGAUUAUCAAAAAUCAUUCGAAUAUUUGAUGAAAUCAGCUGAUAAAUCUAGUCCUAGUGCACAGGCUGUAUUGGGAGCAAUGUAUAUGAAAGGAAAAGGAGUCAAGAAGAAUUACGAAAAGGCUUUGAAGUUGCUGACAUUGUCGGCUGAUAAGAAGAACGCCGAUGGACAAAUGUAUUUAGCAGAAUUACAUUACAAAGGUGUUCCAACCAACAAAGGAGUGCAUCGAGAUUUCAAGAAAUCUGUGAAACUUUACCAGCUUGCUUCUCAAAAUGGACAUAUUCUUGCCUACUAUAAUCUUGCUCAAAUGCACGCUGCUGGAACGGGAGUUCCACGUUCAUGUUCCCACGCGGUUGAUCUUUUCAAAUCUGUAGCCGAACGAGGAAAAUGGGGAGAACGAUUGAUGGAAGCCCAUAGCGCAUAUAAAGAUAAUCGAGUUGAUGAGGCCGCAAUGAAAUAUUUAUUCAUGGCUGAACUUGGCUAUGAAGUUGCUCAAACUAAUCUAGCCUAUAUUUUGGAUCGUGGAGAAGCGACGUCAUUGUUCUCGGGACCGAAAGAUAACAAUAUGGAAAGAGCGUUCCUCAAUUGGCAAAGAUCUGCAAAUCAAGAAUAUGCUGCUGCUCGCGUGAAACUUGGUGAUUACUACUAUUAUGGUCUCGGUACAGAAGUUGACCACAGUUUGGCGUUCUCAAACUAUAAAAUGGCAGUCGAUAGACACGGUGUUGCUCAAGCAAUGUUCAAUUUGGGAUAUAUGCACGAAGUUGGCGAAGGAAUCACUCGGGAUCUUUACCUGGCUAAACGUUUCUACGAUCAAGCAAUUGAGCAUAGUCAGGAUGCAUACAUGCCGUCGAAAUUAGCAUUAGCAAAACUAGCUUUUGUCUUCUAUUUGGAAGAGCUCAACAAGCUGCCAUUAAUCAGUUUUAUGGAGAAAACCGUUGGACCACGAUGGGAUGCUAUUUUGAUGACCGUUUCUGCAUUGGUUCCAUUAUUCUUGUUCUGGAGGCACCGACAAAAUGAUAAUUGAUACGAUUCUCUCCAAAUGUAAAAAAUGAAAAACAAAAUGCCACAUCCCUGUAAUUUAUUUAAUUAUCUUCCCUGCCCAGUUAAGCACAUUCCGCGCCUUCUUUUAAUAGUUGUAAUAUUCACAUCAGCCUACUCGGGUCUACGCUGUCCCUUCUAAUCAUCAAACAUUUGCCUUCUUUUGUGUUCGUGUUUCUUUUCUCUGUUAGAUGGUCCAAUUAGAAUUCCUCAUUUCGUGUGAUUUACUUGCCGAUUUUUUAGUAAAAAAUCGGUUUUUUUCUGAUGUACGGUAUUCUCAUACACUUUGAGUUUAAAACAAAUUUUAUUUC
Molecule: messenger RNA, 2384 nt
Organism: Caenorhabditis elegans
Lineage: Eukaryota; Metazoa; Nematoda; Chromadorea; Rhabditida; Rhabditidae
Gene: sel-1
Product: S5 DRBM domain-containing protein
Exons: 6
Coding region: 2-2059 (685 amino acids)
Source: RefSeq, marked reviewed